Molecule: messenger RNA, 2116 nt
Organism: Hyla sarda
Lineage: Eukaryota; Metazoa; Chordata; Amphibia; Anura; Hylidae
Gene: UBE2H
Product: ubiquitin conjugating enzyme E2 H
Exons: 7
Coding region: 353-904 (183 amino acids)
Biological process (GO): protein polyubiquitination; ubiquitin-dependent protein catabolic process
Cellular component (GO): nucleus
Molecular function (GO): ubiquitin conjugating enzyme activity
Source: RefSeq, a predicted model, not a curated record
CCGCGACCGGCGCGUCACUAUUCGGCGAGGUCACGUGACUGCGGUGCUCGUAGUCGGUUGCAUUAUUUAUGUGUUCACGGGGAGUCCCCCCCUACCCCCGGCGAGUGAAGACACCGGCGGCAGCGACGACACCGACUGCGAGGUCUAAGGUGGAAGCGACAGUGAGGCCCGGCCCCUCCGUCACAUAGAUAAACACCGACUGAGACUGAGAGCCCCGGUUAGCUGAACCCCGGGGAGAGGAGAGAGAGAGAAAAAAUAUAAGUCCCGGUUUCUGUGUCAACUACAACCGUUUUUUUCCAGCCGUCAGCACUGCGUCCAGCGGAGUGGGAGACCCCGGGGGGGAGCUGAAGCCAUGUCAUCUCCCAGCCCGGGCAAGAGGCGGAUGGACACGGAUGUUGUCAAACUUAUUGAGAGCAAACACGAAGUCACAAUCCUAGGAGGUCUAAAUGAAUUUAUAGUGAAGUUUUAUGGCCCACAAGGAACACCAUAUGAAGGUGGCGUGUGGAAAGUUAGAGUUGACCUUCCUGACAAAUAUCCUUUCAAGUCUCCUUCUAUAGGAUUUAUGAACAAAAUAUUUCACCCCAACAUCGAUGAAGCGUCAGGUACAGUUUGUCUAGAUGUCAUCAAUCAAACCUGGACAGCUCUGUACGAUCUUACCAAUAUAUUUGAGUCCUUUUUGCCCCAGCUGCUGGCCUACCCCAAUCCAAUAGAUCCACUUAAUGGAGAUGCUGCAGCUAUGUACCUGCAUCGACCAGAGGAGUACAAACAGAAAAUAAAAGAGUACAUCCAGAAAUAUGCAACAGAAGAGGCGCUUAAAGAACAAGAAGAGCGCACAGGGGAUAGCUCAUCUGAAAGCUCAAUGUCUGACUUCUCGGAAGAUGAAGCCCAGGACAUGGAGUUGUAGUAGAUACAAUCUGCUUUUCGGAAGUGAAAAACAAAUACAGACUUAUUUCCUAACCCUGAAAAGCAGACUAUAAUAUUCAUAUUUAAACAAAGCAAUUUUUUUUUUAUUACUAAACAAGGUUUUUAUGAAUAAUAGCAUUGAUAUAUCACCCUUUAGGUCUUGAUUUUCCUGAUCAUUUUGCAACCCAAUGUGCAUAGCUAUGCCCCUUUCCCCCACAUUCCAUUUUGGUAGCUGUGUGCAUGAGAUCAGCAGCCCAACGUUAUACGCUACUUGAACUGAGGAUAAAGACCACAAAUAUAGCAAAAAGCACCAACAACUCUGACUGCUGUGAUACAUAGUUUUCAAGUAGUAUUGUCCUUUUUAUCAACACCCUGCCAAAUGGAUCUUGCCUCGGACUCUGCUGGAAUAGUACAUUCUUAAAUGCAUAUGGUGUACUUUGAGGCAAAAUGUGCACAAGGGAAAAAACUUCUUCUAUGGAAUGUGUGCUUUGGGGGGGCACCAGUUGGUGUUGUCCUUGCCCCUCCUCCCACCUUUUUUUUUUUUUUUUUAAUACAUUUAAAUUUAGCUUAAAAAAAAGCAAAACAAAAAACGUAAAAUAGCCCUUGUGAAUGGGUUUCAUAUAUGUCAGUUUUUAAUUACAGUUUUUCCUUUUUAAUGUUGAUUUAUCACCCUUCUUCAGAGCCAAGAGCGAUGAGAAUAUGACAGUGUUUUAUUUGCUAUUAUGGUGACGUGCUCCAUCUUGAAGGAAUUUAUUCAUUUUGGAGGUAGGGUUUGGGGGUGUGGAGAACCAGUGGUGAAGUGACCCAUUGCUAUUGUUUCCCUUUAGAGAAAAGAGGGUGGUGAAUUGUAUGACUUAAUUUACUUUCAAAUAUAGCGACAACUUCAAAUAUGUGUCAUAUUAUUCACUGUUUUCCAGCUUGUUGUACUGUUGUGACCACAGGAAUAAUAGUCACUUCCAUUCAUAAUUUACUCCUCAUUUUAAAGUAAAUUCCUCUGCUGUUUAAAGGGAGGUCUUCAGUUAAGACCAACAAUAAAGAAAUGUGUUAACUUUCAUAAAUACAUGACCUUUUUCUAGAUCCGAUAGAAUUUAAUUUUGGAAGUUAUUCAUUCAGGAUAUAGAUGGGUGUCUUUAGAGCUGUCUGUUUUUACUCGCUGUCACUGGGAAUAACAAAUUGUCAUGCCUCCUGUUAAAAAAUAAAUCUUCAGUGCUCA